Molecule: messenger RNA, 6006 nt
Organism: Ostrinia furnacalis (Asian corn borer)
Lineage: Eukaryota; Metazoa; Arthropoda; Insecta; Lepidoptera; Crambidae
Gene: Hasp
Product: Hig-anchoring scaffold protein
Exons: 32
Coding region: 56-5587 (1843 amino acids)
Cellular component (GO): extracellular region
Molecular function (GO): peptidase inhibitor activity
Source: RefSeq, a predicted model, not a curated record
CUCGCCCGGGCCGUACGCGCCAUGACAUUCUAACCGCGCCACAGUGAUCUGGAAAAUGACGCGAUACUACACCCUUAUUGUGAUGCUGCUGGCAGUGUCGGCUAUAGUAUCAGCCCUGCCGAACCCGACGGCCAGCGACGACGACGACGAUGAAGACGACACAACGCCGCAGAGUCGCGCCGACGCCGACGAUGACGGCCGAGUGUACAAAAACCCGCGGAAUUCGCCGUCGGCGCAGUGUCCGAGGGACGAAGAGCAGGCUACUAUGCUGGGCCAGAAGUGUCUCCGCAAGUGCUCGUCAGACGAAGACUGCAAGAGCAAGAAGAAGAAGUGCCUCUGCGACGGAGCCUGCGGAAUGUCCUGCAUCAAACCAGAUCGCGAGUGCCCUGCGUUGGAACAGCCUGAAAUUGGGAAAAUCACGCUGACGGGAAACCUCUUCGGGGACAAAGCCGUAUACUCCUGUCCUCACGGGUACCACGUGGUCGGUCUCCAGAGCAGGAGUUGCCAAGCGGACGGCAAGUGGGCAGGACAAGCCCCGGCUUGUAAAGAAAACAUCUACUGCCUCCAGCCUCCCACCAUCGAGCAUGCCCGUCACUCCGCUCUACCAGAGCAAGCCACCUUCGACCUGGAUGCCACAGUUCAGUACAACUGCCACACUGGAUACGUCACCAACGGCUUCCCGAGGGCGAAGUGCCUGGCUAUCGAAGGACAGGCCUCGUGGUACGGGCCUGAUAUCAGCUGUGAACCCCGCUCUUGCGGCGAGCCAGGCGACGUCCCCCACGGAUGGGUGACCGCAGACUGCCACACCUUCGGCUGCCGGGCCGUAGUCCAAUGUGGCCAAGGGUUCGAACUGGUUGGGAAAGCCGAACGCUACUGCCAGUCCGACGGGGCCUGGGCCCCCAAGGAGCUGCCUACCUGUGUCCUGGUCACUCAGGUGCAGUGCCCGCCGCCGGAAGCGCCGCGGCACGGCAAGGCAGUGUACACAUCGUGCGCUUACAACUCUGUCGUGUCGUACGAGUGCAAAUAUGGGUACAGACUGGUCGGGGAUGCGACGAGGAGAUGUGGAGCGGACAAGAAGUGGUCCGGGGCGCAGCCUGUGUGCAAAGAAAUCAACUGUGGUCACCCCGGUCAACUAUGGAAUGGUUGGCUUGAAAACAUUUCUUCGGGGACUGGUUUGGGGGCAUCUAUCAUCUUCAGAUGCCAGGAUGGCAUGAAAAUGGAAGGCAACGGGUCAGCGAUAUGCCAGAGCGAUGGCACUUGGAGUCACCCUUUGCCGAUGUGUUUAGCGCCCUGCGUGGUACCACAUGUGUCUCAAGGACGUGUAGUAUUGGUUGAGAACAAGACCGGAGAAAAUGAAACACAAGAAGGGAACACCCAGAUAGUCGGCAGUUCCUCUAUGGUGCAACAUGGUGAAAUAAUAGUAGUGGACUGUGAAAAGAACUACGAGUUUCCCUCGAACAAUGCUGCGGUCACCUGCAAUAAUGGCACCUGGACGCAGAUACCUAGAUGUCAACCUGCCAGAUGCAAGAGAAUGCCCCGAAAUCCUCGUAAUGGAAUGGUGAUAGCACCCAAAACAGAACAUGGUAUGAAGGCUCGGUUCAGAUGUAAGGACGGCUUCGAGCUGAAAGGGAAUCCAAUCGUGGUCUGUUCCUUUGGGAACUGGAGCGGGGAAGCUCCGAAGUGUGAAGAAGUAUUCUGCCCAUUCCCCGGUUACAUAGUCAAUGGAAAAGUACUCCUCGUUGGAAACAUGGGCCUGUAUGACUAUCGACCAUACGUCAAAAAGGUGGUAAACAAUAAACAGAUCAUGUAUGAAUGUGAAAAGGGAUACGUACUGUCAGAGGGUCCCCCAGGUGCCACUUGCGUUGGUGGCCAUUGGAGUCCUAGAGAAUUACCAAAGUGCACUCUAUACCAACACCCACGCAUAAGAUGGAGUCGAAGGCGCCGUUCCAUCACAGAACCUGAAAUCCGACAUCGAAGGUCAGCGUAUCUCCGUCAAUACUACACCAAUAUUAGACGCCGCACGGACCCUACACAGCAAUACAUAGAUCAGCUAUAUGACAAAUACAACCAUGACACCCAAAAACCUACGCUACGCCAUGCAAAUUUUAAACUAAUGAAGAAAUACGACUCAGGGUUUGAAGAAGACCUAUCAACUGGUACAGGACAUGAAGGCAAAGAUGACGAAAACUACCCAACAGCUGUUUACACUGUUUACAACGUUCAUGGAGAACCUAUAGGACACAGACUAUAUUCUUACCAACCUGUAUACGAACCUGAAGAUGAUGAAAUAGUUGAUAACGUCAAUACAUCUGAGUACGAAGAUUCAGAUGAAUUUGAUGACCUCUCACAUGUCACCGUUCUAAAGGGAGGACUCUUUCCAGAUCAUAGAAACGACAAUAGCAUUAACGCUGAAGAUAUAAAUAAACUGAAACAUGAUUAUUUUGAACGAUACGUCGAUAAACGAAGAAAAAGGUUUUCAAAUGCGAAAACCAGCGAAGAAACUAAAAAGGAUAUAAAUUUAGAACUAGAAGCUUCCAGCACGCUUCAGGUGACUACAAGUACACCAGACAAAGCAAAAAAGUCCAGGAUUAAACGAUUUGUAAAUAUAGAAGAAUCUGAUAGGGAAAUAUGGACUACAAGUCCUGGCGCCGUAGGUGCGGAAUCAUCUGUAUCGACGAAUGAAGUUGAGAACGAUUUUUUAAAAGUGAUACCAUUAGAUUAUAAUACUCAUAAUGAGACUGAAAAGGAAUAUAAUAAGGAAUUGGCUCUAAUACCGCUACAGUAUAAUAAUACGAAUUCUACUGAGGUUGAUAAUAUUUUAGAUAAGCGAGACAAGAGGACGAGUAGAAAGACUGAUAGACUGAAUCAAACGACAGCUACUGUACCAAAAUCAGGUCGUGAAAGCAAAGGUAGGCUUCGGCAACAGCAAACCGAUGGCACUGAAGAAGCAAGUUCAGAAACGAAAGAAAUCAUCGAAGGGGCAGCUCAAGGGAAUCAAACUGAGAAGGGCAAGAAGGGAAGACCGAAGAGCCCUUGCGAACCGAUAGAGAGCGAACCUUACGUGAACAUAGAGAUUGUGAAGUAUGGCCGAGACCCAAACAAUACCUUUAGCUCUGGCACUAUCGUCAGAGUGGCUUGUGGUAAAGGCUACGGACUGAAUUUGGAACCAAACGCUACAGCCAAAUGUGUUCGGGGAAGGUGGAAGCCAGAGAAACCGAAGUGCGAAAUAUUGCCCUGUCACGUGCCUUCGACAGAAUAUGGGAUAUACACAAUGCCUUCCGACCCCGGCCAUCUGAUGACGGCCAGCCAAGUACUAGGAUCAUCGGGACUUACUCAUGGAGAGGAGAAAGAAUUGAAUGAAACUGAUCCAGUACCCAAUGGGCAGGUCAUCCACUUCUCUUGUGAGUAUGGGUACAACGUCCAAGGUCCAACCAAUCUUCGCUGCUGGCUUGGGGAGUGGGCUGUUACAAGCAUGCCAGAAUGUGUGGCAGCUCCCUGCGAACUCCCCCUCUUACACGGCGCGACUUACGAAGCAGGCUACCGAGCUGGUCUGACUGUAGCCCAUGCAUCAUCAGUCAACAUAGCGUGUGAGGCCGGUCGGUCGCCGCCUGCCACACUGAACUGCCACUUGGGGCGACUGCAGCCGACUGUGCAUGACUUCUGCCGGCCUUUAGCCAAUUUGUCCCGACCUCGACCAACAUCCGAGUACCAAAGUGGGUCUGACAUCGUCAGGGAAGACAUAUCGGAACUGGAACCUGAUUUAGAUGGGAAAACUGUCACAGAAUGUGGACCACCAGCUAGGCUGAAGGGAACACAGGCCUUCAGGGAUGCGAAGCCCUGGGUCCAGGGAACUCUGAUAUAUCGAGAUGGAGCCGAAGUCAAUGGCACCAUGGGCAUGGAGGGAUAUCCCCAUGGAACUGAAAUAACGUUCAGAUGCAUAGCAUCAAUUAUGGGUGAAAAAACAACAUGGAAGUUGAUAUGCGAACACGGAAACUGGGUUGGGAAAAGUUUCAAUUGUGAGGAGCUGGAAGCCCAAAGCGAGGAGUUGCUGAACAAUAACAGCUGCACGUUCAGGAAUGAAGAGCCUCAUGUCGUCUCUUUCUACAACGACAUGCAGAUCACUGAGACGGUGGACUUCCCGGCUGGCGCUGUUAUUGUGUCCAGAUGCAGCGACAUUGGGAAGUACGCUAUGACGGGGUCACAAGAGCGCAAAUGCAUAGGCGGGUCGUGGGACGGCGCUAAGCCCACCUGCUUCGGACUCAACCAAGAAAACGAUUAUGCCAUGGAGAAGCCUCCAACGAUCCUCUUCAGGCACUCCCAAGGUCCCAUCGCGCAGACCAACGACGGGAAACUGCUGGUGUACCCUGGUACAGUGCUGCAUAUGGAGUGCCUCUGGAUGAGGAGGUUCGGGAACCCUAAGUGGAAUGUCACGCAUCAUUAUCCUGAUUCCGACCGCAAAUACCCUGAAGGCUGGACCACGGAUCCUGGCAGGGACAGCCAGCUGGAGUACCGUCUGAGCAUCUUGGGAGCCGUGAAGGAGGACUCGGGAAUCUACCGCUGCGAGACCCCUGCCAGACAGAGUCACCACGUGGAGAUUAUAGUUGAGGAUGUCCAUUGUCCUCCCCUGCCAAUAAGACGCGGGCUGGUCGCCAGUGGACUGGGCACGAGACUCGGCAUCGAGAUCCGGUUCCACUGCGCCAAUGGAAACGCGCUGUUAGGUGCGCACGCGCUGACGUGUCGCGCAUCUGGCAACUGGAGCGCGCCUCUACCUGUAUGCGAAAGCGUAGAAUGCGGGGACGUGGUCCACGACACACCACUACACGAAGGGGAGAGGCGCCCCCGAGUGGCGGUGGUGUCACGUGGUGUAGGGGGCCGCGCGGCUUUCUCGUGCCCCCCAGGGUGGGCCCUCAGUGGGGCCGCCGAGACUGUCUGCUUACCAGCCGCGGACUGGGCCAGACCCUUCCCUGUUUGUAGAGAGGUAUCCUGCCCAGCACUGCCUCCACCAGCAUCAGGAUACGUCCUCGGCCGAGCCCCAUACAGGGCAGGGGACGUGUUACAGUUCCACUGUAACCCAGAGCACACGCUCCAUGGACGACCCAUCCUGGUGUGCCAGGACAGCGGCCGGUGGAGCGAUAAGCCGCCUACUUGUGCCCAAGCGUGCACGUACCCUGGCACCACCAUAUCAGGCCGCAUGUCCUCCGUCAAGUUCUACUACAAGAUCGGCGAGACCGUCACCUUCACCUGCGAGCCAGGGUACAGGCUGAAAGGAGCGCCCAUGCUAAGGUGUUUGAAGAACAGAAAAUGGUCGAACGCGAUCCCGCUCUGCACUCCAAAUUCCAACUUCACCACCUCAGACUCCUUAGCCAUGUUGAACGGCGACAUCGACGCCAUGUUGUCUGACGCCGCCAUCUUGUCGUCUGACAGUUUACGCACGCGCGAGACGCCCGCCAUGCUAACUCCAGAGAGCUACAAAGCCGCUAUGACGCGCGUCGCCGCAUCGCGUCUGCUGCGUCGAGCGCCCAUACAGUCAUACAAAAACAGGAUCUUUAGGGUCAACAGGCUGCUCAGAAGGGAUAAUGAGAGAUAAUUUUGGUCUAGGAAAAAUUGUUUUAUUGUGAAAGUAAUUUACUUUUAGUUUUCGUUGCGUCCUCAUUUCUAUUUAAAAAAAUAUACUCAAUCUUAUAUCUGGUUACAUUUUGAAAGCGGAUCAGACGAAAGUCUUCUUUGACAUCGACGCCAUGUUGUCUGACGCCGCCAUCUUGUCGUCUGACAGUUUACGCACGCGCGAGACGCCCGCCAUGCUUACACCAGAGAGCUACAAAGCCGCUAUGACGCGCGUCGCCGCAUCGCGUCUGCUGCGUCGAGCGCCCAUACAGUCAUACAAAAACAGGAUCUUUAGGGUCAACAGGCUGCUCAGAAGGGAUAAUGAGAGAUAAUUUUGGUCUGGGAAAAAUUGUUUUAUUAUGUAAAGUAAUUUACUUUUAGUUUUCGUUGCGUCCUCAUUUA